AUGGCGCGAUUCAAUCUGCACUUGUACGGCAUCGCGGUAUUCGUUGCUGUGAGCCUUGUCUACGUUUUCCUAUCUCGGCCCUUUUCCUUCACUCCCCGCGUGGCAGACAUCUCAUACGGUCGCUUGCGCGAGAUCAAAGGCGAUCGUUUCCCCCGAUAUGCCAUCGCCACAUUCCUGAGCGAAGAUCCGUCCGAAGAAAACUCACCCGAAGACUAUUAUUUUUUAGCCACGCGCAUUCUGGCGUAUCAACUACUGCACGACCCGGCUACGAGAUGUAAUCGCACGAAUAUUCCUUUUGUGGUGCUGGUCACCGACGAAGUCAACGAGGCGAAGCGCAACCAGCUGACGCGCGAUGGCGCCAAGGUCGUGCGUGCACAGGAUAUCCCGUUAACUCGUUGGACUAGCACCGGCGCUACGCACUGGAAAAACCAAUUUAACAAGCUGCGUCUGCUUGAAAUGACGCAGUACGAUCGUGUCCUUUUUCUCGACGCCGAUACCAUCCUGACCCGCCCGAUUGACGGAAUCUUUAAUGAGCCUGAGUCACAAGUCGCCGCGACCUCGCUGCUGGUCGAACGACCAAAGCAGAUCCGCUGGGAUGAAGGUCAACCUCCCGCCGAAUACGUUUUCGCCGCACGAUCCGACAGUAGCAUAUCCGGCCAGCGGGAUCAUCCAUUCCCUCCAGAACGGACGGACGAGUUUGGCGCCGGAUUCUGGCUUGCCGCACCAUCUGAAGAGCUAUACCAAUAUUUUUUGAACGUAAUGAGUCAUUAUCACCGUUUCGAUCCGACGGCGAUAGAUAGGUCACUCCUGAAUUACGCAUUCCGUCGAGACGGCACGAUGCCCUGGCAGGAACUCAACUACACAUGGAGUGCAACGUGGCCAAACUCUCAUGAUGUAGAGGGAGGCGUUGUAUCUUUGCAUGAGAAAUUCUGGCGCGAGGGACCAGAUGAUUUGAAAGCCAGGUGGUUGGCAUUAAAGAAGAAGAUGGAAACUUAUCUAAGAGCAAGCUAG
Molecule: messenger RNA, 1011 nt
Organism: Talaromyces proteolyticus
Lineage: Eukaryota; Fungi; Ascomycota; Eurotiomycetes; Eurotiales; Trichocomaceae
Product: nucleotide-diphospho-sugar transferase
Exons: 1
Coding region: 1-1011 (336 amino acids)
Biological process (GO): protein N-linked glycosylation
Molecular function (GO): glycosyltransferase activity
Source: RefSeq, a predicted model, not a curated record